GCUGAACUCCAUCACUUCAUCGAGCAGCACCCACACUUCGUCCAGGAUCACCUCGAUUUUGAAAACCAUCCGCGCAAAAGCAGUCAAACUAAGAGCUGCAACGGACUCAACCACAGCAAAGAAGACUGAAGGAUGGAAGAUGGAAGACUUCAAAGGUCACCUAUCCACUCAUCGUGUCUUUUCUACAUCAACAUGUCUCCCCUCCUUAUUUUCAUCUGAAGUAACAGACAGAGAAUCAGCACUUUGGAAACAGGGCUGAAACAGAGGGGAUUAUGGGUAAUGCUGCAAUGAUCUGUUUGGUGUUCCAGCCAAUCAGAGACAGGCUCUGGAUAUAUCUGAGAGCUGUGAUGUAUCGAUGAAACACAGUAUAAUAGGGGACUUUAAUGCGAACCCCUUCCCUUCUUUAUCUGAUGUUUCUCUCCAUUCCCCCAUUUCUGGAGAUAUGUUAUUUAUUUGAAAAUGUAUUUUCUUAUCUAUGAAGUACGGCUAUUUAAGAAAUUAGGGGGUUUAUUUUAGACAUGCUGGUGGAUCUCAGGCAAAUGGACACUGCCCUUUAUUUCCUGCUGCUCUUCAGGUUUAACUAAACAUAAUAUCAGGUGAAAGGGAUCGGGAUAUUUAUCACCACUAUGUGACACACACUAGAACAAUCUGCCAUACACUGAUGUAUACCCCAUAAAGAAGGGCUUUGAGGGACCAUGAACUGACUCAACAUAUGUUUUCUAUUUGCCAGCUACCUUUAUGGAAAUAAUACAAAAGCGGACCAGUUUUUCUAAGAAAAACAUUUAAUAUGAGGAUUGUUUAAUAUCUUUGGAGCUGUGAAUCCAUUGAACCAAUGACGGAUAGAUAUUACACACACUGUAUCUUUGACUUCCUGAUACUGUGGGUUUAAUAUCAAUCUCUGAUGGUUUGACUCAUUUUGUACCUUUUUAAAAGCUGCAAUGUUCAUGUGAAAUCUCUCAGAAAGAAAACAGAUCAAUGCUUUUAAAAAAUAAAUAUAUAAAUCACG
Gymnodraco acuticeps is the source of this 1006-nucleotide messenger RNA. Its product is annotated as lysophosphatidylcholine acyltransferase 1-like. The record is from RefSeq and is a predicted model, not a curated record. Lineage: Eukaryota; Metazoa; Chordata; Actinopteri; Perciformes; Bathydraconidae.